Messenger RNA from Dinoponera quadriceps, 5964 nucleotides. RefSeq names its product trafficking protein particle complex subunit 8 (gene l(3)76BDm). The transcript has 10 exons. NCBI's taxonomy places the organism in Eukaryota, Metazoa, Arthropoda, Insecta, Hymenoptera, Formicidae. Gene Ontology annotation, biological process: protein localization to phagophore assembly site; endoplasmic reticulum to Golgi vesicle-mediated transport. Bases 243 to 4580 code for a protein of 1445 amino acids. Gene Ontology annotation, cellular component: phagophore assembly site; TRAPPIII protein complex; cytoplasmic vesicle. Gene Ontology annotation, molecular function: protein binding. The record is from RefSeq and is a predicted model, not a curated record.
CGUCAGGUUCUCAGGGGCGGAUAUUUGGAAGAAAACAGCUGUUCGAUGAGACAUGUUUAUCUUCGCGAUUGUACAAUCGGGAUGCACCGUCGACGUUCUAUCGCUUGCCGACUACUCGCGAGAUAACGAGUGGCGGUAAUGCGAUCCCGCGGGAUGCGGCACGCCGAUUGAGCCACGCAGGCCGAUGAGAUAGAGAAAGCGUUCGCUGCUGCUUUGAGCGCGAGUGGAUAUACGGGUUAUACAUGUAUUUUGAUGGUUUGCGCCCACCAAACAGAGUCAUGGCUCAGUGUAAGUUAACCCCGCGGGAGUUUAUCGGCAACACCUUUUCCCCGCAGAUCGCCGUAGUCUGCUCGGCCGCGGCCGACGCUGCGUGCCAAAAGAAUAAUCUGUCAUUCGUCGAGCUGCUCCAGCCCUUUUGCAAAUUGAAUACCGAAGGCCAUUUCAAGGAUCCUCAAGGAAACACCAUAGCGAUCAGGAAUCUCCGGCUUUCCAUACAAGACAUUAAUGCGCGACCACCGGAGCCGAGUCUUGCCAAAAAGAUGCUGAACGAGGCGGCCAGUUCUGCCUUGUGCGAACGUACGACUAGUGUUCGUAUCGGCACAACCGAGCUUGAUAUCCCUAUAUCUGUUCCUUGGUUUGAGGCGUGGAGAGAGACAUUCCUGAGCGUCCAGUUCCCAUCGGAUCAUGAGUUCACGAAACACCUGCUCGCGUGCAUGAUAGUUGUUUCCACAGCUGAGGACAAUCCGUUAGAGAAGAUUCAGUCUAUGGGUGCACAGUUGCAUCAGAGUAUACCGGGGAAAUUGCCCAAGUGGUUUAAUAACAAUGCCCUCAGGUAUUACAUCUUGGUUCAUGACGCUAUUCAGGAUGAUAGGAAUAAAGCUGAAAUAGUUUUUAUAGAGAUGAAGACUAUUUACGGUGCUAACAACUGUUUUCUAUUGCAAAUGAACUCGAGACCACCGGGUCUCUCGGACGACAAUUCGCACUUACCCGAUCCCUGGAGUCAAUUUCUGACUAAGCACUCGGAACUGUCCGGCAGCAGUGAACAAAACAGUUCCCCUCGUACACCCGCGGAUACAGGCGGAGUGUCCGCCAUGCCGAGCGAGCUGACUACAGAGUCCGACAAAGUGAGUCAAGCCGGCACGCCGCUGAUGCCGCAAAACUGCGCAUUGCCAUCUCCGGAUAUGGCCGACACGAUAAGUCUUUCCUCCGAAAUAUCCGAGUCGACGAAUGUGCACCUGGAAGUCGGACAGGAAGCUGUCCCGGUCACGAUUCAUCCGCUCAGUCCGGAUAACGAGAAAACGCAGAAUUACAUUGCUGCGAACAACGUGAAGGGUCAGUCUGUUGUUGUCACCAGUUCGCCGAUAAACACAAACGUCUGGGCGGAUUCGCCGAAUUACGUAGUUGCUCAACACGGUGCUCGUCUCUCCACUCAAGAUCUAGAAAGAUUACGGACGUUGAUAACAGAAUUCUGUUUGCGAAGCCUGUUGCCUUACGUAGAGAAGCAGAUUGGCCUAUUGAACGACGUGAUUUCGAACAAAAAGGGGGUCAGUAGAUCGCUAUUCAGCGCCACGAGAAGGUGGUUCGGUACAAAUAAGCCUGGUGCACCAGGUUCUGCGCCAUCAAACGCUGUGAUUUACACCGCGGAGUCGCCCGAGUUGCAGCUACGACGCUUGGGCGACCUGUGCUUCAUGUUCGGCCACUAUUCGCUCGCCUAUCAGGCGUAUCACAGCGCGAAGCGUGACUUCGCGGCGGAUCAAGCCUGGGUGUACUAUGCGGGCGCUCUAGAGAUGGCCGCUCUGAGCGCUUUCAUGCAAGGCGAGACGAAUAGGAAGACCAUCGAGUACAUGGACGACGCGAUACUGACUUACGCGAACAGCUGCAAGAUGCCUCAGUUCGCGACGAGAGCGACGCUGCUCAGUGCCGAGUGCCUGAAGGGCCGAGGACUCUACGGGGAGGCGGCGAAGCAGCUGAUACGAAUGACCAGCGAGGACUCAGAUUUGCGCUCGGCUUUGCUGCUCGAGCAAGCCGCCUACUGCUUCAUCGGCCCGAAGAUGAUGCGUAAAUACGCCUUCCACGCGGUCCUCGCUGGACAUAGGUUUUCGAAAGCCGGUCAGAGGAAACACUCGCUGAGGUGCUAUCAGCAGGCGUAUCAGGUCUACCACCAGAGAGGUUGGUCCUUAGCCGAGGAUCACAUCCAUUUCACGAUCGGCAGGCAGGCCGCGUCUCUGAAACAAGUGUCCGAGGCGGUGAAAGCGUUUGAGAAGUUACUUAAUGCAUCGAGCAAGCAGUCCGCUCCGCAACAGGCUGCGUUUCUACGCGAAUUUUUGCACACUCACAACUUGUUGUUACAGGAGAACGGCGUGACUUGCAAAGGACUUCUGACUUUACCUUUACCAAUAUUAGAUAGCAACAGUAUUAAGGUACUGUACGGUCCGUUGGGCGAACAAACCAGGAGCAAUAUUCCAGCGAGCCACGUGACGUUCGGCGUGGAGGAGACGGACGACGCCAAGUGGUCGAAGAUGGAGGAGCUGUUGAUCACCGAAGCGCAGGGCUCGCCGCCCAUGAUAUUCAAGCCGACGGUCGCGCUGUACUCUCGGACGAGCAACAACACCUCGAAGCCGAACGCUGUUCUGGGCGAGCCGGUGCAUUAUUCCAUCGAGCUGCAGAAUCCGCUGCACGUGCCGCUACCGUUGUCGGACGUGACGUUACUGUGGUCGUUCGCUCACGGCGACGACGACGGCGUCACGAACGAGACGGAGAGGAACGACAGCCUGGUCGAUUCGGACGUGAUCGACGCGAUCCUGUUGCAGCCAGCGUGCAGGCAGAGCAUCGUGCUGUCCCUCACGCCCAGGCGAGUGGGAGAGCUGAAGAUCUUAGGCCUGAGUUACAAACUGUCGAAUCCGGUGCAAGCGACAAACGACCCGCCGGUCGCGAACUCGGCCACCACCAUCGCCGGUAAGAGGUUGUUCGAGAUCACGCUGGCGAAAUUGAAGAACGUCAAGGAGAAGCCCGGUAUGAACGUGCACGGAAAGGACUACCGGCUGGAGAUGAACGUGAUCGAGAAGGCGCCGUUUAUGCAGAUACUCUUCACAAAGUUGUCGCCGGAGAUGCUUUGCGGCGAGAUACAGAAGGUGAAGGUGACGUUGAGGAACGUGGGCAACGCGCCCUUGACGAACAUCUAUAUCGCCUGCACCGACGCCAAACUUUUCACGUUGGAAAACUCGGAGGUCGAUAAAAGCGAAGAUUCAACGGUGAGGAGGAACAGCAGAUCGGUGACGAAGAUAGCGUUACCAGGGUCCAAGAACGGCGUGUUGAGUGUCGGCGAGACUCACGAAACGCCGCUUUGGGUGCAAGCGCCUCAUGAGAAGGGCACUCACCGGUUAGACCUGCUCUUCUACUACGAGAGCGUCGAGACGAAGGCCGCGCUGAAGCAUCGGCUGUGCCGACACACCUGGCAACUGACGGUGCUCGACUCCAUCCAGAUCAGCGCGGUGGCCUCGAGAAGCGGACUGUUCAAGGACGACUCGCCGACGCUGAAUCUGAUAAUGUCCGUGAAGAACACGAAUCAGGUCCACGAUCCAUCCAUCAACGAGAUUAUGCUGUCGAAAGUGUCGCUCCAGAGCGCCCUGUGGCUCGCCUUCCGCUCUUCCGUUCUACCGUCGAGCAUAAGAGUGCAGCCGCAGGAGGUGUUCCACCUGAUGCUGAAGCUGAAGAGGAAGGCCGACAGCGAGCCGGCCAUCUCCGACGUGUCAUUGACCGACGGCGACGCGGCGUCGAUCGACGAUUAUCCGUUCGUCAACUUUGUACAGAGACGUCACAUACAGCCGUUGGACGUGAACGAGAGCGCGAGCGACGUGCAGCAGUUCCAGUCGCAGCAGAACGCCGAGCACAGCCCUGUAUCGGACACUAUGGCGUUGCGUUCGACGUUGAUCGUCAGGUGGUGCGCGAACGUGACGGAAAGCGGCGUGGUAACCCGGAGGGCCUUCGGUCAGCACCACCUCGAGCUCGAGUAUCUAAACAAGACGUACAAACACCCCAAGGAGCCGCGCAUCGCGCGUAACGAGUACGGCGCCCGCUUGAGGAUCUUCGGACCGGAGCGGAACGUACCGAACGUGGUAACCGCGCCCGUCAAGGACCCCGCGUGGGAAGCGGAAUGUCUGAAGAGUCUGAUCACUUUCUCCCUGAGCCACGCGAGGCAGCUCGCGCACAAUUUCCAGCAGAAUCGAUUGUGCAUCGUCCCCGUAACGAUGUACUUGCAGAACCACUCGGAGAUGCCAGUCGACGUUAAAAUAAGUACUAUAGGUACCAGCAGCGAAACCCAUCUUCCAAAUAUUAAGUCCCAGCUGUACUCGCCGCAAGCUUCGCCGUAUUAUAGGUACGCCGGCCACUCGUCGAUUCGCUCCAACGUUCAAGCGCGUGCAAGCAAUAACGUGAAGUUACACGCUGUGCUGCCGGCAGCCGGGACGUACGACUUGGCGGCGCGAAUCGAGGUCUCCGUGAGAGUUGUAAAUAGCGUGGAGUACGUUGCUCAGAAAGGCAAGAUGGAGAGCAUAUGCAUAGUGAACGGCGGCAGUGCAUAGAUUAUAUUAUCGCGACCUGUUGUCAGAAUUAGAAGUCACUAAGCGGAUAUAAAUGGAGGUACUAUUUUUAGCGCGAUUCAGAAUCAUUCCUCGUUGGUGUACGUGUGUACAUACCGGCCGUAUGCCUUUGGAAAUUGUUACAUUAUAUUACAACAGAUAUUUUUUUAACAAUGCGUCUCAACGUAUUUUUUAUCUACCGGUGCGUGCUGUCGCCACGUUUUCUCAGCGUCGAUUGCUUUUACACAACACACACACACAUACGAUAAUUUCGUAAUUCGGAAAUACCAUUACGUCCACAUGUGGUCUCUCAAACGUACCACAAGGUUCUCUGUCGCGGUAUCGGGUUCUUCAUUCUGUCGGUUUAACCUGAACGUAGUUACCUGAACCGUUUUGUAACCGGUUAGUCUUGAGCUACCUCAUGGUGAUUUACGAAGCGAUCGAGCAGCAUAGCAGGAAAUAAUUAAAAUAGCUCCUUAACGCCGCACUGUUAACAAUCAUCGAUGCUCGUCAUUUUACGGGGGGAUAACUGCAUAUCUCUAACUGCCAAACAAUCGACACGUGUUACCUUCUACUAUCAGCACAUAUCGUCCACGAAGCAUUAUCAUCAUCAUCAUCAUCAUCAUUGGUAUUGAUUGUCUCUCAUCCUCGUGCUUGUUUUCGUUGACGGGGGAAAUUGCUUUUGCGCGUGUGCAGUCUCGGUCGCGGGCGCGGGAUAAACGCGGGAAAUAAUUGGUCUCGAUAUUGGAAAAUGCCAGCUUUCUCUUGUUUUUUUUUUCUGUUUAAGCUCGGUAUUUGUGUGUAUGUAUAUAUAUAUAUAUACACGUAUAUAUAAUUUUUUUUUUUUUUUUGGCAAUUGACUUGAAUGAUCCUUCAUAUGACAACUUAGAAUAAAGCAUUGUAAGAAUUAGGCCCCUGCGGAGUACGGCUUUUUACGAGCGAUGGGCACAUGUGAGAUAGAUUAGUAGAGAUUUUCGAAGAUGGGGGAGAAGAUGUCUUCGGUGCGAAUCGAUAGAACAAAUAUAUAUAUAAAGACAUAUUUGAGGUCUUUUAGGUAAAUAGGCUCUUGUAUUUUUUGUACAGUGUACCUCGUAAGGUAAGAUUGAGUGUGUAAAAGCGAGUUUCAUACGAACGGGAUCGAAUUUACGAGCAACAAAAUUACGAUAUAAUGUGAAAAGAGAACCCUGUAUAUACCAUGUUGGAUUUACUAACUGGAUAAAGAAUUAAAUUAGAAUUAUAUUUAGCGAGCACUUCUAACGAAUCUGGUGGCGAUUGUGUAGUAUAUUGUCUUUCCAUAUAACAUACUAAAACCUUUCCAGUUAAAAAAGUUUUUUAAAUAGCUCUCUUUUAAUAUAUAUAUAUAUAUAUAUUAGGUGUACAAUUUUGC